Molecule: messenger RNA, 2862 nt
Organism: Patiria miniata (bat star)
Lineage: Eukaryota; Metazoa; Echinodermata; Asteroidea; Valvatida; Asterinidae
Exons: 4
Coding region: 132-572 (146 amino acids)
Cellular component (GO): membrane
Source: RefSeq, a predicted model, not a curated record
GGACAUUUCAACAUUCCAGUGAAUUUGGCCUACCAUAAACCAGUCUGCAGCGCAACGGACAAGGAGUGUUUCGUCUAUGCUCUGAACAGUUUGAUUUUUGUAUUGAGAUCACUGAACUUGAGGCUGACAUAAUGGCAACAGGUUACACACGGUUUGAGAAUGAUGCCACGCCCCAUCCCAUUGCUGGGCCCCCAGCGGGGCAAGUUCAUGCCACGCCCCCACCUUACUUCGGCGGACCUCCAGGUAGCACACCGGCCAUUUGCUCUCAGCCUCAGACUUUUUACGCGAAUGUGGCGCCCAUGCAGCCAGUAGUAGAUGUUCCCGUCCCGGUCGUCGUCGAGAAUUACAUUGGGUGUGCCGUCAUUGCUCUGCACUGUUGCCCCGUGUUUGGAAUUGCAGCCUUGGUCUUUUCUUGCAUGGUGCGCCCACGUUUGCAAGCUGGAGACAUCGAAGGCGCAAAGUGUGCCUCGAAAAGUGCGCUGGUUCUCAGUCUCCUCAGUGUUUUGUUUGUCAUGGUAACGACCAUUAUCGUGGUGAUCUUUUGGAUGGUCGUGGGCUUUUCACAUAAAUGAUUCGGUAUAUGAGACACCGUUAUCAUCAUCAGAAGAAUAAAGAAAAAACAAUGUAGACAUUUUCAACUCGGUAAAAGUACCUUUGUUUUUUCUUGAAAAAAAAAUAAGCCAUGAACAUUCUUGGUAUCACGAAAUGCGAUGUCUUCUAUAGAACUCCAUAUUGAGGACCAAUCGUUGGAAAUUCAUUACAUACUUCUCAAAUGACAGCAGGCAAGUUUGUUAUAUACCUAUCCAUUAUGUUACUUUUGGAAUACAUGCUAUGUGUUAUUGUACUGAUCAUUCUCACCGCUAAUUAACACUCUAAAAAGCCAGUACAGUGGCUGGUGGUAUGCGAAUAUAAAGGCAUAUGUUAUAAAGCUUUUCAUUCAUGUUGCUGAUGGUUUUAGUUCCAACAACACAACUGGAAGUUUAAAGAAGACUGUUCAAAAUCUAAACUGUUAAAUGUUCAAAACCAAUAACAUGUAGUCGUUUUCAACUCAGUUAAGACUCUUCAUGUUUUGUCCCCAGCUAUAUUAUGUGUGCCAGCUAUAGAGACUGUGUGCCAAUCAGGAAAUUUGUAUCCUGUGUGAAUGUCAAAACCAUCUGUUAUGGUCACAUGGUCUUAUGCUUUCUGUAGUUCAUAUAAACAGUAAACAGUGUUGUUUAAACAUAACUGAAAACAAUCCCCAAUGUCCAAUUGUGCAAACUCAAACAUGAUUGCAAAGCUCAAUUCGUUGCUCAUAACAUCAACCUUGAGGUUGAUUAAAACAAUUGAGCCCCCACCCCACAUCCCUCUUGAAAUUCGUGGACUACAACUUCUCAACAUCCCCCAAAAUCCUCGAUCUGAUUUCCUGACUUCGUUUAAUAAACAUUGAGCAUUGAGCAUUAGCCCUGCUUUAGACUAUUAAGCAUAAUCUUUAGACUAUUAAGUAUAAGCUUAUGUUUGAUUUUAUUUUGUAUUGUUUUGCUUUGGUUUCUUCUUUCUACUGAAAAAUGUUGGAUUCUUUAAGAAGUUGAAAACAGUGCAGCCACUUGCACCAGUUGUAUCCUGCUGCAUUCGGUGACCACAGACUCUGAGGCAUUUGGCCUUGAGACUUUUGACAUGAUGGAUAUCUUGCUACACUGAACAGGCUUGUCAUUUCAACAGAUGUUGCAUGUUGCUGCAUUUAGCAUUAUACAAUGUAUUAUAAAUAGAACUACCAUGUAUGUGUACAUGUAUGCAUGUUUGAUUUUAAAAGUGCUUUUUUGGUUACUCCAUUGUAGCUAAAUAGCUGCAAACGACACUUUUUGUGGAGGGUGCAAUUGUUUAAAUAGAUUCUUUACACAGUAUGGUAAAAAAAUCAUAUUGGAAUUUGGUCUUUUUAGGUUCAGGUUCAGGUUCAGUUUCAAUUUUAUGUCCAUACUAUAAGGUAAGUUGAAUACUGUAAAUUUGGGCAAAUUUUAACGGAACCUAAAAUAAUAGCAUGGGGAGGUCAGACAAAAAGCCGAAGCUUGUACUGGGUAUUCCCCUUAACGAUUAAUUCAAAGAGUGAUUAAUAACAAUAAUAGAUGUUAUUAUAUUAAAUUAAUGAAACAAUGACCUAAUACAUUUACCUUAUGAGAGCCUUGACAUGUAUGAUUCCCACGAUAUCCUAUUUGGAUAUGAAAGGCGUACACAAGUGUUCCUACAUUCAUGUGAAAGUGACGCAUGCUUUCAUCUAUGUCGGUGCUUUCCCUGCAUGUAUUGUGCAAUACCAAGAGGGAUUUUUCUGAGGUAGUGUAUUGUGUUGGUUUCUUUGCAUCUGUAUGGAUUUCUGCAGGGCGAUAGCCUUUCAUUCUGUGCAUUCAGGGAUGCAAUAAGAGCAUAGUUGAAUCCCUGUUAUUGUCAUGGGGCUAUUGACGACAGCUGAUUACCCGGCUUCAGUUAAUGGUACUUGUCCUAGCCUUGCUCAGUUGGAAAAAAAUGCAUUCCAUGUAUUUCCCCCAACAAAAGGGAAAGACCAAACCCACGACCUGCUGCUUACUAAUGCAGACGUCUUACCACUCGACAACCGAGCUUGCUGAGGUCGGCUGGCUAAUUUGCUUUCCUUUUGAAGCUUGAUACACCCUUCCUGUAUUAAUAAGAAGGAUGAAGAAAAAAAAACAAUUGUGCGAUGCGACGUUUGGAAGGAUCAUAACCUACAUUAUCCUAAAUUGUAAUUUUGCAAUUACAUUAAAAACAGUAUUGUUUUUGGUUGUGUUCGUCAUACAUAAUAUUAAAAAAAGGAUAUGUACAAAAACAGUAAUUUUAGGAUUGAAUAACAAUGAAGGAUACAGAAAGAUGCAUAUGUUA